Rhagoletis zephyria (snowberry fruit fly) is the source of this 1006-nucleotide messenger RNA. RefSeq lists its product as uncharacterized. Lineage: Eukaryota; Metazoa; Arthropoda; Insecta; Diptera; Tephritidae. The record is from RefSeq and is a predicted model, not a curated record.
GCCUUGGCAUUACUUAUUUCCAAUUGGACAAUUUAAUUCAACUUUCGUAAAAUAGGAGUAUAAACAAAACAUCUAACAAGAAAAUCUUCAGAGAAAAUUAUAAAAUUGUGCCCAAAAAUUAAGUAAGAUUGAAGGAAACCUGGAAGUAGUGCGAAAGAAGCGAAGUCGUGGCAAAAUGAAGCUAGAAACAAUGAAUGGGAAUUCGGUGGCGCUGGCAGUGAAGGUACCGCCUGGGGCUGAAAAAGAAAUUCCAAUUGUCGCAGAGGGGGUGGAAGAAGAAACACACCCACAGUCUUCAAAAGCAUCCCAGGAGCAAAAAGAACAAGAAAAUGAUGGUGGGGGUGGCGAUAAAGAUGUUGGUGGUAACAGUAAGAAAAAAGGCACAAGAAAAAAGCGAUCUACCAACUGGGAGGAGGCGGAACGGGGCCUAUUGGUGGAAGUUAUAAAGCCAAAGGUUGAGUAUGUCGAAAACCGUAAUGUGGAUGCAAAAAACAUCAAAGCGAAACGUCUAGCUUGGAUGCAAAUCACCAAACAAUUCAACGUACUCAACUUUCGGCAUCGUUCACUUGAACAAAUCCAAGUGCAAUGGCGGAGUAUGAAAAAUACUGCAAAACGCGAAUACCAACAAAAGAAUCCCAAUGCAGGAACAUUGGAGGGUUUGUCUAUGAUAGAGUUUAUGGAGGAAAUGCAAAAAGAUACAAACAAUGUACGCACACAUGCGCGCAGCAAUGGCAUAGUUAUCAAAAAAGAGCUAUUAAGUAUCGAUGACGAGGAUACGCCACUUGCAUCUCUGCCACCAUUGACAAAUACCAGUGAAGAUACGUUACAAGCAUCGGCUAUAGCGUUACCGUCCCCACCACAAUCGGCUGAGCCACAGCCAGAAAAUGCGUCGAAGCUGCAGCAAAGCUCACCCAUACGUCAAAGAAAAAAGCCAAUGCAAAAGAAAAAGAUUCAAAGUGCCGAAGGCGAUAGUGCUGAUGGAACCGGGAAACCGAAAAAGCAAAAA